This is a messenger RNA of Daucus carota subsp. sativus, 1074 nucleotides long. RefSeq lists its product as uncharacterized. The coding region runs from base 105 to 968 and encodes 287 amino acids. NCBI's taxonomy places the organism in Eukaryota, Viridiplantae, Streptophyta, Magnoliopsida, Apiales, Apiaceae. The transcript is spliced from 2 exons. The record is from RefSeq and is a predicted model, not a curated record.
UAAUCUCAGCUAGUUAGACUAUAAUACCAGCAUGAUUGAUAGUAUUUAUCUGAAAUGUAAAGUUGUGAACUCUGUUUGUUCUUUUACACAGGUUAUAAUAAGAAAUGGAGCCAACUGAAUCAGUUGUAGAAAGAGGUGCAGGAAGGAAUAAAAGGAAAUGGACAGAUUUUGAAGAUGAAAAAUUAGUUGAAUCGCUGAUUGAGCUUAUGAAUUCUGGAAAUUUUAAAGCUGACAAUGGGUUUAAACCUGGAUAUUUGACCUUUCUUGAGACUUCAUUGCAAACAAAACUUCCCGAAGCAGGUUUGAAGGGAAAGCCUCACAUAGAAUCCCGGAUUAAGACACUAAAAAAGGAUUUUACUGCAGUUUAUGAUCUCCGAUAUGGUGCUAACAGUUCAGGAUUUGGAUGGAACUCAGAAAACCAUGUUGUUACAGCUCCAAGGGACGUGUGGCUUCAAUAUCUUAAGGUUCACCCAGGAGCAUCUAAAUGGCAGACUACAGCUAUGCCAUGGUUCACAGAACUCUGUACUAUUUUUGGAAAAGAUAGAGCAACCGGAAAUCUAGCAGAAAAUCUUGCUGAUGUUGUGGAAGAACUUAAUACUGAGGCUGCAGAUGAACUAUCAGUCCAGGAAGCUCAACCAGUCACACAUUCUGACGAGUCAACAAGCAUGAAGAAAAGAAAAAGAGGAAAUGCAGAUGCAUUGUUAGAGGCUGUCUAUGCUGCUUCAGACAGGCUCGCAAAUCAGUUUGAGGCUUCCACUAAACUCCUCAUCGCAGCUGAAGAAGAUAUGCGGGAGAAAAAGAAACAACUCAAUCAAGAACUUUCAAAGAUUCCAGAACUCGAAGUGCUCCAGAAACUUCAAGUUGCAAAGAGAAUAGCCAAUGAUGAAGACUUGAUGAUACUAUUUUUUGAAGCACCAGCAGCGGAAAAAAUUGUUUUGGUGAAUGCUAUUCUAAACAAGGAGAUUUGAGACCAUAUUUUGUUUAUGUCCUUCCUGCACUUUUUAUUAACAUUUGACACAUUUCACCAACUGUAUUUGGUAACUAUUUGGUAACUCCAUGUAUGUGGUAACUCUA